Cinara cedri is the source of this 6434-nucleotide messenger RNA. NCBI's taxonomy places the organism in Eukaryota, Metazoa, Arthropoda, Insecta, Hemiptera, Aphididae. The record is from the annotation of a GenBank genome assembly.
CUAUGGUCACGGAUAUAGAUAUUAAACCUAGCAAUCUAGUUUAUUAUUGAUAUCUGUGUCUAUGUUUAAUAUCUCAGUUGUAUUUCUGAUAAUAUGAUUAUGGCAAAAUUUGACGAUAACAUAGAAUAGAUUAAAUUUUACUGGUAGUGGUAAGUAAUAAAAAUAUUAUUAUCUCAUCAGUAUAGUAUUCACUUUUCAGUGAUUCAAUCAUCAGUGAAAGUAACUGUAUAAUGAAUAAUAUUUCAUUUUAAUAAUCUGAAUUUUUUUUUUUAAAUCUUCAAGUUCAAUAUUUUAGUUUCAUUUUUAAUCAUGUCCUGGCUUAUAGACUUGGCUGGUAAAGCAGAACAUUAUUUGGAUAAAAUCGAUCAGAACACGGCUGUAGUUUUACAAAACCAAAAAGAGAAACCAUUAAAAGAUGUUUUCAAGUAUUUAGUUAUUUAACGAUUUUUUGUUUUAAUGAUUGUAAUUAAGUAUCUACAUUUUAUAUAACUUUUAUAUACAACUGCUAUAUAUAUAUAUAUAUUUUUAAAGAACACCCGUGUCAGAGAAUGUGUCAAUUGAAAUUGAUUGUAAACCCAUAGUGUCCGUUCCUAGUUCACCUUCCACCAAAUCUAAGCUCAAGAAACCCAAAAAUGAUUCUCGCAUAUCUGAUGAGCAUUUGCUGGAGUAUUUAAAUAGUCAUGAUUCAACUAUUCAAUCUCAAGUUUGUUGCAAAAGUGUUUUCAUAUUUUAAUUUUGGUAUUAAUUGUAUAUUAUGCCUACAAUUAGUAUGGAAUGCAAUCUUCUUCUAUUGAUAAUUCAAUUGAUCCAAUAUCCGUUCCGUUGACUGAAGAAAAUCAUUUGCUGAAAAAUGAAAUAAGAACAUUAAACAAUGAGAUGUCAUUAUUGCAGUAUAAAUUGAAAACUGCAGAUAAGGGUGAGAUAUUUCAGACAUUUCGGUUAAAAUGUUCAACUAAAAUAUUGUUUUUUUUUUUAUUUUUGGUUAUUUUGUUUAGAUAUUAUUCAAAUAUCAAUGGAACUAGAAGUAAAUAAAAGACACUCCGCUAAUUUGGAAAAGGAAUUACAAGAAGCUCAAAUUCAAUUGCGAAAUGCUCAAGAUGUAAUGUUUCGUUUAAAAGAGAAAUCUAAAACCAGAGAUCCAGUAACCGAAGAAAAUAGUUUUGUUUGCGAUAAUAAUUUAAUAAACGAAAACCAAAUGCUGAAAAACGAAAUAUCUACUUUGCUCAAAAAGUAAAUUAGAUUUUUAUAAUAAUUCGUCAUAAAUCAUCAUUAUAAACAAUUUAUUUUGUGUUUAAACAUUGUUUAGAAUUGAUGUUGAUGAAUUAAAAAAAAAUGAUUUGGCUGCAGAAAAAUUAAACUUGGAAAUGGCACUUAAUAAUAUUCAGUUUGAGAGUAAAAAUACUGUAAAAAAGGAACAAUUUGUAAACUUAUCUAAUGAAUGUGAUACAAUCACUGCUGUCACCAAAACAAAUUUAAAUAAUGUUGCCCAAAAAUUAAAGGAAUGUUUAAAUGGUUUAGAAAUAGUUACAAAUAUACAAUCGAUUGCCGAUCAAGGGUAACAAUUAUUUUUUGUAUAGUAAAGUAAUAAGUAAUACUAAUUAUUAAAAUGAUUAAAGGGUUUCAAAUACUUCAGAAGAGGAACAUUCAGACAUAAUGACCAAAUUAAAUGUUAUGAAAAGUAACUUGCUUUCAAUUGAUUGUGGUCUACAGAAGUCGCUGCACGAUCUUAGUGGUUUUAAAGAACGACUUUUAAAUAUUGAUUCAGAAUCUUCUACAGAAAAUACUAAUUUUAAUAAUCAUACAGACUUAAUUAACCAAGGGGUAAUGAAUGAGCAAAUGUUAUCGCUUAAAAAGGCUGUGGCGUGUAAACAAGCUGAACUAGAUCAAAUAUUAGCCGAAAAAAGUUCAAUGGCAAUACGAAUUGAACGUUUAGAGGUAUAGAUUAUGUUUUGUAUUAUGUUUAAUCAGUUUGUAUAUUAUAAGUUUUGAAUACAUUUUAGAUGAGACUGAAGAAAGAAACAAAUGUGUUGAUCAAUGUUAAUGACACAGACGAUGGUAAAUUUUUAGAAAUAAUUUUUAUUUUAUUUUUAUUAUUAUUAAUUUUUUAUUUAUAGCUAAAGCCAAAGUGCCUUAUUUCAUGUUGGAAAAUGCAUUUGACACUAGUGUAGGUAGACGAGUAAAAAGGGCUUACACUAGCUUAGAUUCAUUUGGUUUAAGAACAGGAAUGUAUUUACGGCGAUAUCCAUUAUUAAGAACUAUAUUAUUUGUGUAUGUGGUGAGUAUUUUUCAUUAUUAUAUUUUCUUUUAGUACAACAAUCAUUAUUUUAAUUUGAUGAAUCUCUAAAUUAUAAAAAAACCUAUGAUGUUGAGGGAUUUGCAAAACUGGCCACUAACUAGUUAAAAACUUAACUAAUUAGUUUAAAUUCAUUGUAACAUUCUUACUUAAAUAGUUAGAUUUAAUGAAAGGAAUAAUCUAAUUUAAUGUGGUAAAAAAAAAAAGUAAGUAAUUAUUUUGUAAUCAUAUAAGUAAUAGAAGAGAAAUAACACCCAUAUUUGUAUUAAUGUUAAAUUAAAAUCUUAAUGUAUAUAAUAUAUAAAAUAAUAAUAAUAAUUUAAUAAGUCAGUCAUCAAAGUAAAUUAAUACAUUACUAUUGACUAUUUAGUAUUUAUUAUUUACCUAAUAACUUUAAUAAAUUACUAAAAAUUAAAACAAAUUAUAAGGUCUUAUUAUAACUAAUGUACCUAUAACUUUUAAAGAAAUUUAAUUUCAACAAUAGUUUUAAAGGUGGGUUAAGACAUACCUAUAUUUAAAUUUAAUUAAUAUUUUAAAUAAUCACUAGGCACUUGUAUAAUAUAUAUAUAUAUAUUAUUUUAUUUCUUAUUUUACUGAUUGUUAUAUAUUUUUCUUAUUGACACUCCCAUUGAUCAUAAAUUAUUUCAUAUUUGCAAUAAAUACAGUUUAAUACGUUUUCAAAUAAUCAAUUCAAUUAAAAUUGAUACAUUAUUACCAACAAUUUAGUUUAGUUUUUAAAUUAUGAAAAAAAAACUAACUUGUAACUUUUAUUCUAACUUAAGUUACUUAUUUUCACUAUAUCAUUUUCAGAAAAAGAAAGCAUCGCACAUUUAGACAGCACCAAACGUUCUGCGAUUGGUUAUUGCUUAUUAAUAUUUAGUAGAGACAUGUGCAUACACGGAUCGAUUUUAGUCAGCUACCCGGUGCAUUCUUAUUCUGAAAAUAGUAUAAGUUAGAAUUGUAGGAAAUUUUAGAAAAUAACUUUAAUUCAAACUUUAUUAGUUUUAUAUAUAGUAACUUAACUUAACUAUAGUUGAUUUCGCGCCUAGUAGACUAUUUGACACAGAGGCUCUAAAACAAGAGUGACAAGUUUAAAUUAAUUACUUAUUUGUAUAUUAUAUUAUAUAUGAUUAUUUUUUACACCUUAAUUUAAAUGCAGUAUUUCAUAAUACAAAUUAUGAACAAUUCAGCUAAUUUAGUAUCACAAUUUUUAUUUGUCUACAAAUACAAAUAAUACAAUUGAUAUAAUAUUAAAAAAACAUGAAAACCACUGGUUUGUAGAAAUACCGCCACAAUGCACGCUACUGUCGAGGGUCACUUUUUCGUGAAAAGCACUAUAGUUGACCAAUUUAUCUAGCUUUGAGGAUUUGUAGAGGAAAUGAUUAAUAAAGAUUUUUUUUUUUUUUAUAUCUUAUAAUGAAUAAAAUUGAAAAUAUCCUAGAGAAGCAGUUCAAUAUUGUAGUUUAAAAAUAAUAAUAAUAAAUCAUUGCAAAUACAAUUCUGAGUAGAGAGGGAAAAAAUGAUCUCUACAUAGAUAAAAGUUGCUAUUAGAAACAGUAGAAACCUCCCCUAAAGUUGAUGGUUGCAAGAUUUCUGGUUGAGGUUUUCAAAAAAUAAAAUAACAUAGUUAAACUAUUAAUUUGUUUGAUUACUUUGUCCAGAAUUAAAAUAUUUAAAUAUAUACAAAUACUUGUUUUUGAAUAUACAUUGUUAUAAAUUAUUUUAUUUUCAUUGGUACAAAAUCCAUUUUUAAAGUUUUGUUUGAAUAUAAUAAAUUGGAAUAAAUAUUUCUAGGAAUAAAUUUAAUUAUUUUGUUUACUUUUCAGGUGAUUCUUCAUUUGUGGGUGAUGUUAAUAUUAUUCUCGUACACUCCAGAAACGAAUUAAAUUUUAAAUUUUAUUUUAUUAUUUCUGAGCAUAUUUCAUGUUCUACCUAAUUAAAUAGUUAUUAUCAUAAUAUAAUAUAUAUGAACAUAAUAUCGUUAAUACUUUAUAUUAUAUGUAUAAAUAUAUAUAUUUUUUUUUUGUUAAAUCAUUUACAUAGAAUUACAUGUUGAGGAACAAUUUUUAUUAAUUUAUUUAUUUUAUUUACAAUAUCUAUCCUUAAAAUUACAUACUAUCAUUAUAAUACUAAUUCAGUAAUUCCCAAAUCCAAUUAUACUACGACACAAACAAUAAUAAUAUUAAUAUUGUAACAUUAAAGCAUAAUAUUAUAUACACAUGACAUAAUAUAUUGUACAUAACAUAUAAUAUUACUAUUUCCAUCAACCAACAUUUAUUUUGAUAGUUUAUAAGUAUUUACAAUAUAAUGAAAACUCAUAAUAAAAAUUAAAUGGUAUAAGGAUUUUUACAUUUUUAGUAAGUCUCGAGCAAGCCUUCUUCAAUACAAAAAUAUACAAUUAUAAUUUUAAAUGAUAUGCAAUUCUGAAAAAAAUGUGUAUAUUGUCCAAACUAAUUAAAAGAGUCAUUACAACGGCAUAAUUACAAAAUAUGUGCCCUGGUAAUAUUUUUAAUUAAAAAAAAAAAAAAAAAAAACUGAUAAACAUAACUCAUUAUUAAUUUGUGUUUGUAUUAAACGUAGACAAUGAUAAAAUGAAUUAUUGGUUAUCUUAUGGUCAUAUAAAAUCCAGAAGCACGGAUGUUCUAGGUCUCUUAGUUACACACCACUAUCAAUAAAUUAUUCUUUCUUAUUCUGAUUGUCAUAUAACACAUUUUAUUUACCAUAUUCAUGUAGUAUUUGUUUCUGUAGGUUUCUAUAAUAUUUAGAUAGUAUACUGAAAAAUAAAAUAUAAUUUGAAUGGUAAAAAGUUAUACAUUUGUUUUACCUAACUUAUCACAUUGUCUCAAUUUACUAAGUACACUGUAUGUCUUGAUUACUUAGAAUAGUUAUAAUAAACUUAAUAUUAUGUUAAAUACAGAAUUUUACAAUUAUUCUGUUUUCUUAUUUACAAACUAAAUGAUUAAAUAAACACAAAUUAUUUAGAGCUAAUUAUUAAAUAUCUGUACACUUAAAUUGUAAUGAAGCAUUCUAAACCUCUAUUAUUAAUCUAAUCGUAAUCAAAUGUGGAAAUAUCUUAGUUUAUAUUUAGAAAAAUACAAUUUAAUUAUAGUAGGUGUGUGAUUUAUAGAUACAGAAAGGAAAUCUAGACUGACAGUCAUUACAAAAUGUAACUGAUAAACAGUAAUAUACAGACGGACUCUACUUUAAAGUCCCAGAUCACACGAUUCCAUUAUUAUUAUUACAAAUCUUUGGACACAAUAAUCUACCACUCACAACCUAUUUAAAAUAAUAAUUAGAUAACAUGUUAUGGGCAAUGUCAACAUUAGCUAGACAAUUUUAUUACAUUAUAAAACAUUUAAAUAAUAUUCAUGGCAGCUUCAUUUGGUUAUGUAACACUAUGUCUGGCUAAUGUAUACAUUGGAGUUUAUCGUGCUGUAAAGCCACACAAUAUAAUAACUUAAUUUGUAAAUGCAAAUUGGUAAAUAUAGUAUAAUAAUAUAAUAUAUUAUAUUAUUCAGUCCAGAUUAAUUAUAAAAAUUAAUUAUAAGGAUUAAAAUAUAAUUUGUUCGUGUUUCAUUAUAAUAUUUGUAAAUAUCACUGGUACGAGAUUUGGCGAGAUUUUGUACCAAACUAUGUUUUAUUAUGCCUUAUAUUUAAUGCCCAACGUUGUUGUUGCACAUACACGGUGGGCUAAUAAUAACAAUAAAUAAUUAGUUAAUUACAAGAAAAUUAACCUAUUCAAUUUUCCUAUAAUACUUGUAAACGCGGGUGUGUGGUAUGUAUGUGUGUAACUUUAUACUCGAGUGUAAAUUAGAAUAAGAAAAAAAAAAAUGAGUGUCAUUUUAUUCCGAGGUGGAUUUGUUGUUUUUUUUAUUCUCCUUCUGGAUCUGUAUCUUCACCAUUUUGUGUAACGCCGACAGCUUGCGCUCCAAAAUUUGAUUUUCGUGGAACAGUGUCAUUGUUUGGAUGGUGACUAGUAGCAAGGCUCUUCUUUUGCGCAUAAAGUCCAAAUGCUCUUCGGACACUGUCUCCUCGUCGUCCGAUGAGUUGACCAGCAACCUUUUCACGUCGGACUACAAAAAAAGAAAAAUAGGAGGUUGGGAUAGUUUUAAUUAAGUUGGUUAAAUCCAAGAUAGAAAUA